AUGGAGCCGACCGAUGACUUUUACAGCGCGUACGACGACCCGACGGGGGCGCCGACGUCGAUGACGACGAUGAGCUGCGCCAUCGAGAACGCCAAGCACAUGCACACGCUCUUGGCCUCGCUCCUCCUCGGGCGCAAGAAGGACCAGCUCGUGCGCUGCGACAUCGACGCGUCGGGACUCUACUUUACUGCGCACUCCAAGGGCAAGUCGCUCCAGAUUAAGACGAGCAUGGUCAGCGACCUUUUCGAGACCUUCCAGUACUUUGAGGCCGAGGCCACGAGCUUCCGCAUCUGCGUCAACCACAUCUUGGACGGGCUUGGCGUCUUUGGCACGUCGGCCAUGGCGUCGACGGCCGUCACGUGCAGCUACUCGGCGCAGGAAGGCGUCUUUUCGAUGGUAUUGACGGACGAUGGCGUCCUCGCCGAGUGCUCGAUCAAGACGAUGGUCGACGACGAGCACAACGACUGCAGCCUCGGCGUCUUCGAGCGCAGCUUCGAGGGUGCCAAGGUCCUCGGGCACAUGAUCCUCGCGUCCAACGCGCUCCACGACGCGUGCAGCGAGUUCCAUGAGCUGCCGACGGGCGCCGCCGUCGAGCUCGUCUUGCACCCGACAUCCUUUGCCUCCAGCAGCGACGACGCCAUGUGCUUUCGCAUGCAGGCACAUACGCCGACGAGCAGCUGCGAGAUGGAGCUGCACAAGGACUCGACGGCCAUCGUGCAGGUGCAGGUCGAAGCCACGAUCGCCGCGAGCUUCCAAUGGACGCUGCUGCAAGCCGGUCUCCAAGUCCUCCCAGUCGCGUCCGAGUCGUUCUUGCGCUUGAACGCCCAAGGCUUUUGCUCGAUCCAGCACAUGCUUUUGCUCGGGAGCCACCGCGCGUUCGUCGACGUCCUCCUGUGUCCCGAUGCAGCGUGAGAUGCAGUAUCUUGAAGGCUAUUUAACGGGCAGUCGAUCUUUUGUCCGGGAGUUUCUAC
Messenger RNA from Saprolegnia parasitica CBS 223.65, 971 nucleotides. RefSeq lists its product as hypothetical. The transcript has 4 exons. Gene Ontology annotation, biological process: DNA repair; DNA damage checkpoint signaling. The coding region runs from base 1 to 912 and encodes 303 amino acids. The record is from RefSeq and is a predicted model, not a curated record. Lineage: Eukaryota; Oomycota; Saprolegniomycetes; Saprolegniales; Saprolegniaceae. Gene Ontology annotation, cellular component: checkpoint clamp complex.